AUGGCGGCAGAAGGUGCGGAAGGUCUGAGUAACAACGGAGAACUAGAUACCUCUGCAAGUUUUGAAGUCAAUGAAAAUGUUGACCCCCCUAAGCCAGAGGCUGAAGCGUCUGGCGGCGUGGAGGCGCAGUCUACGGAUCCGGGGGCAUCAUAUACGAUGCCUCUAGCGGAGGGCGACGAUGAGGAAGACGGAGAACUUCCUGUGGAUUUUGAGAGACUGUGGAAACUAGCUCACGACAGUCCGCAAGAUUUCUCCCUAUGGACGGACCUGUUGCAGUACUGCGAACAAGAGAGUCACAUGACAGCAUCUCGUCGGGCUUUGACAGCUUUCUUAGUUAGAUACCCUCUGUGCUAUGGAUACUGGAAGAAAUUUGCUGACCUGGAGAGACGUGCGGGGCACAACAAGAGGGCAGAGGAGGUGUGUGUCCAGGGUCUGAAAGCCAUCCCUCUCAGUGUUGAUCUAUGGAUACACUACAUCAAUCUGCUCCUGGGAACACUGAACAUGAACCUGCCUGAGUCUAGUAAACGCAUUCGCAGUGUGUUUGAGGAGGCGCUAGCAGCUGCAGGGAUGGACUUCCACUCAGACAGACUGUGGGACCUGUAUGCUGAAUGGGAGAAAGAACAGGGCGAUCUUCGGGCCAUGACUGGAGUGUAUGAUAGAGCGCUCAAGAUGCCCACCCAGCUGUAUAGUGGACAUUAUGAGAAACUCAAAACACAUUUAACUUCCCAUCCGCCUCAGGAUGUUCUAACUCCGGAGGAGUACGGGAAGCUUCGUGCUGAAUACAGACAGAGUUUAAAAAAGAAGGAAGGGUCAGAUGCAGCUGCUGAGGAGGAGGAGAGGCCUCCUGGAGAAGAGGAACCUUUAGAUGGCGGCAAUAGCAAAGACUCUGAGGAAGCAAUCCAAAAGAUGCAGGAGCUCCUGUUGGCCGGCAGAGAAAAAAUAUACCAACAGAACGAGGCGGAGGUCAGGAAGAGAUGGAAUUACGAAGAUGCUAUUAAAAGGCCCUACUUCCAUGUGAAACCUCUGGACAGGGCGCAGCUGAACGCCUGGCAGACCUACCUGGACUGGGAAAUGGCAGAGGCAGAAUCUGCUCAGAGUGCUACCGAGGGGACAGCGACUGACGGAGAGCAGGGGUCCGCAGCCACGGAGAGCGUUGCCGGACACAAACGUGUGCUGAUUCUCUUUGAGCGCUGUCUCAUUGCCUGUGCCCUUUAUGAAGAGUUCUGGACCAAGUAUGUACGUUACCUGGAACCUCAGAGUCUGGAGGAGGCCCGCAGUGUGUUUAGGAGAGCCUGUGAAAUCCACUUGCCUCACAAACCCAGCGUUCACCUGCAGUGGGCUACAUUUGAGGAGAGACAUGGUAACAUUUCUGAAGCACGGCGUGUGCUGCAGGCCCUGGAACAGGCCUUGCCUGGGUUGGCCAUGGUGCGGCUGCGAAGGGCGGGGCUUGAGAGAAGAGUGGGCCAAUUGGAAGCGGCUGAGUCACUCCUGAGGGAGGCAGUGGACCAAAGUAAAGACAACCCCAGUCUCCACGCCUUCUACUCCAUCAAAUUAGCCAGAUUCCUUCUCAAAUUGGGCAAGAAUCCGACCAAGGCCCGCACCAUCCUACAGGAGGCUAUUGAGCUCAGUCCGGAUAACAGUAAGCUGCACCUGAACCUGUUGGAGCUGGAGGUGUCCGGGGAUCCCCGCGCUAAUGGAGCAGCAGUGCAGCAGUGCGUCACCAGUGCCCUUUCUGCUCCUCUUUCCCCCAAAACCAAAAUCCUCUUCUCCCAGCGCGGCUUACAGUUCGCUGAGGACUUUGGGACCACUGUGCAGAGUGUGAUGACGAUGUACGAUGAGCACCAGAAACUGCUGAAGGAGCAUGGCAGUAAGAAAAGAGGGGCAGAGAAUGGUGAUAACGAAGACUCAGAGAAAAUGUGGAAAGGUGAUGACACAUCAUCCAUGUCAACUCCUCUCCUGUCUGCACCACCUGUGGCGCCUCCUGUUCCUAUGACAACACCCCCACCGCCUAUGAUGGGCGGGGACAUGAGCGGUACACAUGGGGGAUAUGGAGGAUAUGGUAACUGGUAUCAGCAACCGCAGUAUGGAGGAUAUGGUGGAUACCAGAAUCCAUGGAAUCAGUAUAAUCAAUAUUACCCACCCAGUUAAGGUGAUGGGCAAGAGGAGUCAUUGGAUUCCAGUCACAAGUUUGGAGAACAGUCAUACCACAAUGAAUGAACAUAUUUAUGGUCACAAUCCUGAUGUCAAGCAGACUUCUAAGUCAAAUGAUGAUGGUAUUUCAAAUUUAGUUAGAGCAUAAGAAUAGAGAUCAACUGUUUGUCCUUCCUAAGUAAUAUGUUGAAACCCCCAGAAAACAUCUUUUUUUUUUUUUCUUAAUCUGUAAUGACUGCUUUUCCUAAAUUGCAUCAAAAUAUUCUUUAAAAUGCUCACAUGUAGAUAUUUGUGAUGACCCACAGAUUGACUAUAGGAUAUAACAGCAUGGCUUUAGUUAAAAAUGUUAUUCCUAGAGCUCCUGUAAU
Molecule: messenger RNA, 2519 nt
Organism: Chanos chanos (milkfish)
Lineage: Eukaryota; Metazoa; Chordata; Actinopteri; Gonorynchiformes; Chanidae
Product: pre-mRNA-processing factor 39
Exons: 14
Coding region: 1-2148 (715 amino acids)
Biological process (GO): mRNA 5'-splice site recognition; RNA processing
Cellular component (GO): U2-type prespliceosome; commitment complex; U1 snRNP
Molecular function (GO): protein binding; pre-mRNA 5'-splice site binding
Source: RefSeq, a predicted model, not a curated record